Lindgomyces ingoldianus is the source of this 440-nucleotide messenger RNA. RefSeq lists its product as uncharacterized. The coding region runs from base 6 to 440 and encodes 144 amino acids. Lineage: Eukaryota; Fungi; Ascomycota; Dothideomycetes; Pleosporales; Lindgomycetaceae. The record is from RefSeq and is a predicted model, not a curated record. The transcript has a single exon.
AUAAAAUGGAAAUGCGUCUUCCCGCGACUGUGGAUCAACUUCCAGUGUUGUACCUUGUUGACUGGCUGCAGUCUACAUCGAAUACCGGACGGGUCUCCGAUAUCAAAAAGAAGGAUUGGAUGUUGGAAGACCUACCCAUCUGUCAAUUGGAGCGGCUGCUUGGCAUGGAGAAGUACGUUGCGUAUAUAUUCGAGAGGUUCUGGUUAUAUGUUGAGAUCUAUAUUCCCUCGUGUGAGGAGGUCUCGACCAUCGAGUGCAUGGGUUUAUCUAGGGACGGCCCGCUGUUCACCUGUAUUGAGCAACUUCUUGCUCGCAUGAAGUUCUACGACGAGAUCCCAGACUCCAAAGUCCUCGACGUAUAUAUGAGGCUGCACGCCAAGUAUGGUACCUUCAUUCACAAGGCUGUGGGGAAAGAGGCAGGAAACGCUACGCAGGUGUGA